CAUCACACUUCAGCACGCAGAGCUCGCGAGAUGCUUUAAUAUCUGUGAAACAUUCAUUUACACGUGAUCCAUACAAUUACUUUUAAAUUAAACUAACCAUUUCUCAAGUGAGUUUUUUUUUUGUCUUUUUCGCAGACUUGAACAGCGCAGAUUUGAACAGCGUACUAUUUGGCGGUCGAAUAUCAGAUAAGUAGCCUCUAAUCUGAAGCCUCUUACAGCGAUAACCUAAACUAAUAAAUGGAUCGUUUAAAGUUGGUUCUGCAGUAUUUCCAAUCAAAUUCUGAGUCCAUCUCCAAUGGUAUCUGUAUAAUAUUGUCACUGAUAAGCGUCAAGUUGUAUACAAGUUUUGAUUUCAACUGCCCCUGUUUACCCCAAUACAAUAAGAUGUACGCACUGGGGGUCAUGUUCGUCCCUCCAAUUAUAUUGUUCCUUUUGGGAGUGUUAGUUAAUCGUCAUACUGGGGUGCUGAUGGAAGAGUGGGUCAGACCCCUGGGCAAGAGGACAAAAAAUCCAGCAGUGGUAAAAUUUUUGCUCUCAUCAAUGUUGCAACGGUCUCUUCUGGCCCCCAUGGUCUGGAUUCUGAUGACACUCUUGGAUGGAAAAUGUUUCAUCUGCGCAUUUAGUAUGAAUGUAGACCCUAAAUAUUUUACAGGAAUACCAAACAGCACUGGCAUAGAAUUGAUCAAGAUCAUGGCUAAGGUGCCUUGCAAAGAGGAUGUCAUCUUCAAAAACAGCAGUUUUCGGAAAGCUGUCUCACGCUAUGUGCGUUGUUACUCUCAGGCAAUAGGCUGGUCGAUCCUCCUCUUCUUCAUUUUUUUGGGCGCUGUCGGUCGUGUUCUAAAGCCUUGCUUCAAUCACGCCACUUUUCUGCAGACACGCUACUGGAGCAAUUACCUGGACAUUGAGCAGAAGCUCUUCGAUGAGACGUGUGUCCUACAUGCCAGAGAUUUUGCCAGAAAAUGUGUGGUGCAGUUCUUUGAGAGUAUGCGAGAAGACGUGACUGUGAGAAUGCCCCUCUCAAGUGCAUUCAGACCCAGCACAAUCCAUAAUGAAUAUGAAGAGGAGGAAGAGGAGCGUCUGCAUGGUAUAACCAGACAAGAUCAGGUGGAUCACUUGCUGCAAACCUGGUACGAGUGUAAACCAGAGCUGGACGUGACCAGGAUGGCCUAUAAACCCAAAGUUUGUAUCACUUGGGAAGAUAUCAAUGGAAAGGCAUUGUUCUCUGAAGUGUAAGACUGAGGGAGAAAAAGAUCAUACCUCUUAAACUAGAAUUAAUGUAAAUAAGUGACAUGUUCAUGAAAUAUUAAUAAAGAUAAUGAAAAAUCUUGACCCUAGAAAUGUAAUAAUUUGAGAACUAAUUGACUAAUUAAUGUUAAUUCAGAAGCAAAUCUUAAAAAGCUUGCAUGCCGGUGCAAUGGAUAUAUAAUAAUGUAUAAUUUCUGUCUUCAUCAAUGUUGCAAUGAGUCCUCCAGGCCCCAUAGGAUUCUGGUGCAAUGAUACCUGGAUAAAGAAUUUUUCAUCUGCAUAGAAUGUAGAACCCAAACAUUUUUGAAUUGCAAUGUUACUAUCAGAUUAUUGUCAAUUCAGAAAGCCUUGUUUUAACCUUCCUCAAGCGCUUGCAUGUUGGUGCAUUUGAAUAUGCUGGGAUUUAGUUUGUGUAUUUUUGCAUGUCUCUUUCCAAACACAUUACACAACCAGCUCAUGGAUAUGGUUUGGAUGCAAAUUACUACAGAACCCUGGUAACACCUG
Cyprinus carpio (common carp) is the source of this 1749-nucleotide messenger RNA. Its product is annotated as calcium homeostasis modulator protein 3-like. Gene Ontology annotation, molecular function: monoatomic cation channel activity. NCBI's taxonomy places the organism in Eukaryota, Metazoa, Chordata, Actinopteri, Cypriniformes, Cyprinidae. The record is from RefSeq and is a predicted model, not a curated record.